CGGGGUGACCCGGGGCGGGGCGGGCUGGGGAAGGAAGGAGGAGGAAGAGGGUCGGGGCAGUGGUGGUGCCAGGACCAGCCUCCGGAGAUACCCCCCAAGGGAUAGAUACCCCAUGUUACCCCACCACCAGAAGAGUCUGGGCAGAGACUGGACUGCACCGUGGGAGAAUCCGCAGAGGUCUUGCUGGAGCAGACACAUCUCUAGUUGCAUGAGGUGGCCUGGACAUUACUCUCGCGCUCCUUACCCCUACUUCAGCAGUCGGCAGUUUUCACUAAACUGGAGACCACCUUGUCUGUUUGAGUCUAGAACGCACUUUCAGUACUGGAAUUGGAGACCUGACAACCUGGGCCAGACGUCUUUGAUUCACCUGUCUAGUUACGUCAUGACCUCUGAGGGAGAUGAGCCUGCAUCAAAACGAAGAAAACACCAAGGUAUUGUGAAUAAGGAAAAUGCUCUUCGUUAAGCCAUAUUUGUGACUUCCGAUAUUUCACUAAUACUUUUCAAUCAAGAGAACAGCAUUGCUAACUUGCCUGUCACUUUAAAGUGGUAUUUGAAGGAUUUGUGUGACACAAUUAUGACUUUCUAAUUAGGCACCCUAAAAACCCAGUCAGCCCUGUUGCUUACUUUCUUUGAUUCAUCUGUCUUCUCUGCUGUGAUCACCUUGUUCCUCCCGACAUGGAAGGGUUCAUGAUGUCUUUGCAGAAUAUAAACCAUCACACAUUCCUGGUUGCUGCAUGCUAGGCACCAUAAAACGACAUUGGGAAUACAUAUGUAACCACAAUAAAGAAAAAACAGAGAUCCCGGGGGACAAUGUCGACCCCACGUGUGAAGACAGUGAGAGCAAGUUUGACUUCUCAGUGAUGUCCUAUAACAUCCUUUCCCAGGAUCUGCUAGAAGAUAACUCCCACCUCUACAGACACUGCCGGCGACCAGUGUUACACUGGAGUUUUAGGUUUCCCAAUAUUCUGAAAGAAAUCAAACACUUCGAUGCAGAUGUACUUUGUUUGCAAGAAGUUCAAGAAGAUCAUUAUGGAACAGAAAUCAGGCCAAGUUUGGAAUCGUUGGGUUAUCACUGUGAAUACAAGAUUCGGACAGGCAAGAAACCAGAUGGCUGUGCCAUUUGCUUCAAACAUUCCAAGUUUUCACUCUUAUCAGUGAACCCAGUGGAAUUCUACCGUCCUGAUGUCCCUCUGUUGGACAGAGACAAUGUAGGACUGGUGUUGCUCCUGCAGCCCAAAAUUCCAAGCGGCGCCUGUCCUGCAAUCUGUGUGGCUAACACGCAUCUGCUCUAUAAUCCAAGGCGAGGCGACAUAAAGCUGACCCAGCUGGCAAUGCUUCUGGCAGAGAUCUCCAGUGUUGCCCAUCAGAAAGAUGGCAGCUUCUGCCCUAUCGUUAUGUGUGGGGACUUUAAUUCUGUUCCUGGUUCUCCACUCUAUAGUUUCAUAAAGGAAGGAAAAUUGAAUUAUGAAGGACUCGCCAUAGGAAAGGUAUCUGGCCAGGAACAGUCUUCACGGGGACAAAGAAUUUUAUCUAUUCCAAUUUGGCCCCCAAACCUAGGUAUCUCCCAGAACUGUGUGUAUGAGGCACAGCAGGUACCAGAAGUAGAAAAGACAGACACUGAUCUGACACAAACACAGCUGGAUAAAACAGAAGUCCUUGUGACAGCUGAAAAGUUGUCUUCACAUUUACAGCACCAUUUCAGCUUGUCGUCUGUUUAUUCACAUUAUUUCCCCGACACUGGGAUUCCAGAAGUGACCACCUGUCACUCCCGAAGCGCCAUAACGGUGGACUACAUAUUCUAUUCUGUGGGGAAGGAAGAUGUUGCCGGGCAGCCAGGAGCUGAAGUUGCUUUGGUUGGUGGCUUGAAACUUCUGGCUAGACUGUCACUUCUUACAGAACAAGACUUGUGGACAGUUAACGGACUCCCAAACGAAAACAACUCUUCAGAUCAUCUGCCUUUACUGGCCAAGUUCAGACUGGAGCUCUGACUCUUCUGUGAUGAUGUAUUUUUCUUCCCAGUUUUUAUUCUUUUCCAGAGACUGAAAGUGUUCUUAAGAGUUUGCAUGUUGUUUAUUUUUGUGCUGUGGAGUUUCUGAAGAGGUUGUGUUAAAUGCUUGGAACAGAUAUCAGAAGAAACAAGUUUACAGCAGUUCUCUUUUUUAAUAAUGAAAGAAUAUUUUCCUGACAAAUGAAAUCUAAAUGCUCUUUAUUGUAUAAAAAAACUGUAAAUAUUUUUUAUUCUAAAUUCCAGUAAAAUAGACAGUGAUUUUAAAAUACAGUGCAUCUUCUUUAGUCCUCUUA
Phyllostomus discolor (pale spear-nosed bat) is the source of this 2301-nucleotide messenger RNA. It is a transcript of the gene ANGEL2, whose product is annotated as angel homolog 2. The transcript has 11 exons. Gene Ontology annotation, biological process: 3'-UTR-mediated mRNA stabilization. Lineage: Eukaryota; Metazoa; Chordata; Mammalia; Chiroptera; Phyllostomidae. Gene Ontology annotation, molecular function: mRNA 3'-UTR binding; 3'-5'-RNA exonuclease activity. Bases 735 to 1988 code for a protein of 417 amino acids. The record is from RefSeq and is a predicted model, not a curated record.